Messenger RNA from Dalotia coriaria, 2971 nucleotides. It is a transcript of the gene eya, whose product is annotated as eya transcriptional coactivator and phosphatase 2. Gene Ontology annotation, molecular function: protein tyrosine phosphatase activity. Gene Ontology annotation, cellular component: nucleus. Bases 405 to 2315 code for a protein of 636 amino acids. Gene Ontology annotation, biological process: positive regulation of DNA repair; cell differentiation; negative regulation of extrinsic apoptotic signaling pathway in absence of ligand. Lineage: Eukaryota; Metazoa; Arthropoda; Insecta; Coleoptera; Staphylinidae. The transcript is spliced from 8 exons. The record is from RefSeq and is a predicted model, not a curated record.
CCGACGCCGUUGGUGAGUGUGAGUCGAGUGCGAGCGUCGAGAAUUCGAUUUUAAAUAUAAUUUACACCCCCGAGAGACUUGAUAAGAUAAAAUAUAAACUAAGAUAAAAUAAUAAUUAAAAACGUGUUUUUUGUCUUUUGACAAGACAUAUUAACAUUUAUAAUCUGUAAUGAUUAUUAUUGUUUAAAGUGAGUUUUUUAAUUUGAACUGAACGUUGUUUGCGAUUGUUAUCAGUGCGUUUUGUGAAGUGAUAAUUAUUUUAAACAGAAAAACGCUUGCGAUUGUUUUCUGGGCGUUAAUUUAGCCUUGAUGACUUUGACGUUGUUGAUCAUUAGCGAGCGAUCGGUAACGUUGUGCACGAGGAGCGAAGGCGCGGGUUUCGCGGUGCCGACGGGUGCCGAAAAAUGGUGACUUUAAUGCCAUACAAUUUCAUCAACUCGAACGGCAAUCAGACGCGAUGCACGAUGAUCGAAAAAAUGUGCGAACCCAAGGUGAAACGAACGCGAAUAGAUACAUCCUCCGACAAUAGUGAUAGAGAUCGAGUGGCAGCGGACACCACGUGUAGUCCACAGAGCGCUCACUCGUCGACAUGCGGUAGUCCGCCGGCGACGUCGACGAACCAACAACUGAACGACUUGACGCAGAGAAAUACACCCAGCGCGACAACUUGUACCAAUUCCUCUACGCAUUUAUCAUCGCCGUGGUCCCUGGGUGUUGUUGAAGGUGUGAAGAGCGAAAUGCGUAGUCCUGGUCUGGGUGAGCAUGAAGUGACCGCGUUAUCGCAGGAUACCAACUUCUACAACUCCAUUGAAUUGGGUUCAUCUACUUACGACAAGGAUUAUUCCCAGUCGUAUUCACAAGCGCAUCAAUAUUACAAUAGCAUGCAACAAACCUACGGCACAUCCAGCCCGACAGCCGCAUCGCCUUACAUGAACACAAUGGCGUCGCCAUUCUACAAUUCGUCGUCAUAUCCGUACACGCCGCUGAGCACCGGCCGCGGCUUGAAUCCGAGCUGCAAGACGGCCACCAGCUACUUGUCGUCACCGUACUCGUCGCCCGCGUCGCCGUUUCAGGCCGCAGGACAAUGCGGGCAGUACUCGCAUUACACCGGAUACUCCUCCACGCCGGCGUCCACAUUCUCGCAGGGAUUUCCAGCUCAAGAUUAUUCCAAUUACGGGCCGUACUCCAGCGACGGCCAGGGUGGGCAAUACAGUUCCAGUUAUUAUGCGCCGCAGAGUUAUUCACCGUAUGUGAGCUCGCCGAGUAGUAGUGGCAGCAUAGGAGCUACUUCUACUUAUCAAUUAGCAGGCACAACAUUACCAGAGAGUCCAUCAAAUGGAGUCACACUUGGUGAAAGCCCAAUAUCUCCCUUGAAAGGAGACACAUCACGACGCUCACGUGAACCCGCAAAUGCCUUGGGUUCCGAAGCUCGAGGCCCCAGAGGCCGAGGACGGCGUACAAACACGGUUUCUCCAAGCGCACCAGAGCUAACCACCGAUCGAGUGUUUAUCUGGGACUUGGAUGAAACUAUCAUCAUAUUCCACAGUUUAUUAACUGGCAGCUAUGCAACCAAAUACCAAAAAGAAGUUCAGAGUAUUGUCCAACUUGGAUUCCGAAUGGAAGAAAUGGUGUUUAACCUAGCAGACACUCACUUUUUCUUCAACGACAUUGAAGAUUGUGAUCAAGUGCACAUUGACGACGUUUCAUCGGAUGAUAACGGCCAGGAUCUUUCAAAUUACAAUUUCUCCAGUGAUGGUUUUCGUUCAGCUGGAAAUGGGAGCGGAAACUUGUGUCUUGCGACGGGUGUACGUGGAGGUGUCGAUUGGAUGCGCAAAUUAGCGUUUAGAUAUAGGAAAAUCAAGGAUACAUACAACAAUUACAGGAAUAGUGUCGGUGGAUUACUAGGACCAGCAAAACGUGAUCAAUGGCUUCAACUGCGUUCAGAAAUUGAGUCUUCCACGGACAACUGGUUGACUCUCGCUACAAAGUGUCUGACUUUGAUCAAUUCGAGGAGUAACUGCGUCAAUGUGCUGGUCACAACGACGCAACUUGUUCCAGCCCUAGCAAAAGCCCUACUCUUUGGUCUUGGGAACGUCUUCCCGAUUGAUAAUAUUUAUUCAGCCACGAAAAUCGGCAAAGAGAGUUGUUUUGAACGUAUCGUCACGCGUUUCGGUAAGAAAUGCACCUAUGUUGUGAUCGGAGAUGGUCAAGAUGAAGAAGCAGCCGCAAAGGCAUUAACCUUUCCCUUUUGGAGGAUAACAAGCCACAGCGAGAUUGCUGCUCUGUAUAACGCGUUGGAUUUGGACUUUUUAUGAUUGACUCAAACCAAAAACAUUUCUCGGCGAACGCAAUGCGCAAACAGACACAGCCGCGACGCUGUGCAAGAUUUUAUAUUGAUUUUCGUUAAAGUUGCGAUCGAUGUGUAUAUUUAUUUGUAUAUAAAAUAGUAAAUUUGUAAUUAUUGACAGAGAGCAACUACAUUUUACGGACGCUGAGAUCUAAAUUGUUUCUAUUUGUGUUUACAAAUGCACUCGUAAGAAAUUUGAUGAGGAUUUGUGCCAAUAAUUGCUGCACAAUUUAUUCAGUACUUCCCCCAAUGCCUGCAGAGAUGUAAUUUGAGCUUGCGCAUUUGGAGUAUUUAUAUAUAAUAUCCAAAUAAAUGGUUGGAUGACUUAGCAAUUUUAUUGUCUCGACGACGUGUAAAUAACAAAUUGCUCAUUUUUCGAUGGAUGAUGUUCAGAUUUGAGUUUUGGUCGCUUGUGUUCACGUGCACACCGAUGGUAAUUUUGCAAAACGUUCAAAAAAUGGCGGACACGAUUUUCAUUUGAUAACUAAGUUACUACGCAAUCUUGUAUUAUAGAUAUAGUUCUAAUAUAAAUUUAUGAUAAUUCUAUGAUAACUAUUAUAUUCAGUGUAAAUGUAUGAAGAUUAUACAUGAAUAACACUAAAAACGUAUACAUUACCCCGUUAA